AUGGCCGUUGCAAGCCCUACAGCCGACGACACGGUCGACUGCGACUUUCUUAUCGUCGGCGCAGGCUCGAGCGGAUGCGUGCUUGCUUCCAGGCUCGUGCGGGCAGGCCUCAAGGUCCUGCUCGUCGAGAAGGGCCCGGCUGACGCCUCGACCCUCGCCAAGGUGGUCGGCCGGCCCUCGGGCUGGGUGCACCAGGCCUCGAGCGGGGAGGGUCUCUCGGAGGCCUUUAAUACCGUGCCCCAGGCCGGCCUCGGCUACCGCGAACUUCCCGCGUACAACGGCGUCGGGGGCGGAGGCUCUAGCAACGUCAACGCUGGUUUGUACCAACGAGGAAGGGAGGAGGACUACGAAAAGCACUGGCCCUGGGAGCUCAAGGACAUCGAGGCGAGCUUCAAGUCCAUCGAGGCCGAGCUCACCCUGGAGGAGCUUCCGACGACCGGCACGGUCGCCCCGUCGUGCGCCCGCAUGCUCGAAGAGGUAGGGUUCAAAAGCCCCCCCCGGCCGUCGUCCUCACGCAGCGAGGACGGCUACACCGAGCCGACCUGGACCAGGCUAGGCCUCGGCGGUUGCCCGAUGAAGCGCACCACGACCAGGGGCGGGGAGAGGCAGACGGCCUGGUCGGCCUUCGUCCGCCCCGUGACGACGAUGCCCAACCUCAAGAUCAAGGACGACGCCGCGGUGUCCCGCGUCAUCAUCGAGGGCGGCCGCGCGGUAGGAGUAGAGGUUGUGGAGUCCGCGCCGGGGUGGUGGUGGUUGGGGGGGCGGCGGCGGCGGACGCGGGUGCGGCAGCUGCGGCUGGCGAAGGACCGCGCGGAGAUCGUCGUUUGCUGUGGGGCGUUCAGGUCUCCGAAGCUCCUCAUGCUCUCCGGCGUGGGGCCUAGGAGGCACCUGGAGGAGAAGGGGGUGCCGGUCGUGGUCGAUAUGCCCCAUGUUGGCGAAAACCUCCAGGACCACCUGAUUCUCGCCACUUCGAACAUCAGCAAGACGCGAAUGACAGAGGCCGACUACACGGAAGACUCCUUCCACAGCGCGACCUACUUCUCCUGUGCGCUGCCCCAGGAGGCAGCAGCACCCGCCGGACCACCUUCUGCCGCCACCGCCGCCGCCACCACCGCCGCUGGUUCUUCCUCCUCACGGACGGAGGCCCCCUCCCCGGGCGCUGCCGUUGUAGGCGUGCUCCACGGGGACGGGUCCUUCCUCGUGCGAAACCUCAGCGGCCUGAUCACCAUGCUCUUCGUGCGGCCGGGGCUGUUCGGCGCCGUGGGGCGCGGCGUGGUGCUGGCGGUGAUCUGGGUGGCGACCUGGCUCACCCCGCUGACGCGAAUCCUCCGAGGCACUCGCUGCAACGUGAUGCUCGUCACCUCCGUCAAGAGCAAGGGAACGGUGCGCCUGGCGUCCGGGACGGACGCCGCGGCGCCGCCUGUGAUCGACCCGGGGUACUUCUCGCACCCGCAGGACCGACGGGCCAUGUUAGAGUGCUGGCGCACGAUCCGCCGGGCCAAGAGGGAGACGACCACCGGCAGGGCUGUUUUUGGCUUCGAGCUCCUGCCCGGGAAAAAGUUCAACGACUGCGACGACGACGAGAGCUUCUUGAAGUUCGCCAGAGAGUUCUGCCUGCCCUACUUCCACCCGGUGGGCACCUGCCGGAUGGGACGAGAGGUGCAAGACUCGGUGGUCUCCGCCGACGACCUGAGAGUCCAUGGGAUUUCUGGUUUGAGGGUAGCCGACGCCUCGGUGGCGCCGCACAUCCCGGCAACUCCGACGCAGGCGAUGUGCAUGAUGAUCGGAGAUCGGGCUGCCGCGAUCGCCCUCAGAGACAGGUUCGCCAAGGAACAGGUCAAGGCGCGAAUGAUCGAGACCGCGAGUAGCUCCAUCAACUAG
Molecule: messenger RNA, 1881 nt
Organism: Ectocarpus siliculosus
Lineage: Eukaryota; Phaeophyceae; Ectocarpales; Ectocarpaceae
Source: the annotation of a GenBank genome assembly